AAUAAACACCAAUCAGAAUGAAGCAUUGAACCUAGUACUCAUUUGAUUGGUUCUAAUUGAUAUAUAAUUUCAUUCUUUUUCAUAUGAUUGUUCAUCAUAAUAAUUGGCUACAGUAAUUGGUAUUACGCGAUUUAAAUAAGAUUCAAAAUUGUUUUUACGAAUUUUCCGGCAUUUAAAAAAUGUCAAUAUGAGUAAGAUUCUUCAGAGUUCUGGUGGUGUUCAAAGGAGCGACGUUUAUAUAUCAUUCUUAGUAGUAGGUAGAUCAGCAUUAUGUGAACAUCUAUCGGAUGGACUUCACAAGAGAGCGAAGGAAAAAAACUGGUACAUAGAAGUACACAAAUGCGAAUCCAUAUCAGAAGUGUUGGAGAACAACAUUUCUAUGUGCAUUGAUUUCAUCAUCUUUGUAUUUGACUCAUUAAUGUCUGCAUCGAUAGACUGGAUCGAGACAAAUAUAGGUCUAAUAGAUGAACAUUUCAUAAUAUCUGGUGCUUGUUGUUUGGUGCAUGAUAACAGCACAUUAGAUAUAAUGAGUUUUGUAUUUCAUAAUUUAAAAGAAAUACGCAAGAAAUAUAACAUUCGAUUUUUAUCUGCCAAGAUUUCUGAUCCUAAUAGAUUUAAUGAAUUAGAAAACAGAAUAUUAGCUUUAGCAUCGACAGUGUUAGGAUUAGAAAGUCAAAUACCUACAGUAAUAAAUACGCCUUGGAAUAAUUACAGCAUUGAUUGAAUAAUAUUGUAUAUCUACAUAUAUCUAUACAUUCGUUUCUACGUGUUUUAUAAUAUAACCUCUUUUAAUGGCAUGAUUUCAAUCUGUUUUACUAAGUUUUCUGUCAUUGGAUAUUGAAUUUUUAUUUGCAGAACAGUACCAUCUAGUGGACUCAUCCAUGUACUAGCAUGAUAACCAAUCGGAUCGAAAUAAAAUUGGUAAAAUGUUUACCAACUGAAUAAAUGAUAAUUUAUGUUAAUAAUUUCUAAGAUUCAACGUGCACAUUCUGUAUAAAAUUUAUUCAAGUUGAUUUUAUGACGAAUGUUACCAUACAUUUGAUGUUACAAUUUCUAUUCGUGCUUGUUUAUCAACGUUAUAACAUAAAUUUAAAAUCUUAAGUGUUAUUCAAUAAUUAAAUAAAAAAACAAGUGAUUGCCGUCCACAUUGUUUAUGAAUAUAUA
Messenger RNA from Polistes canadensis, 1164 nucleotides. RefSeq lists its product as uncharacterized. Bases 188 to 724 code for a protein of 178 amino acids. The transcript is spliced from 4 exons. The record is from RefSeq and is a predicted model, not a curated record. NCBI's taxonomy places the organism in Eukaryota, Metazoa, Arthropoda, Insecta, Hymenoptera, Vespidae.